AUGAUGAGAUAUCCCGUUGCAACGGCUCUUUUGGUUUGCUUCGUCGCGUCCGCUGUUCCGAAAUCUCACGCGGCGAGCACCUCAGUGGCAAAGGCGGUCAAGUCUACACUGACCAAUGACGCCACCAAGAACGUCAGGUCUCCAUGGUGGCAAUCAGAUUUUGAUGUGUCCAUUGAUGAGUUCCCAGACCCGGAUGUAUCGUGGUGCAGCUCCGCGGAGGCUCCCACCAAUGACACGGACACGACCUCCCAGCGCCCACAUUUGGAGGGCGUGAAGACGUAUUUACUGCCCUCGGAUGCAAAUGACGGUUCCUUCAAGAGCUACCCGUAUGUCAUCAGUCCUUCCUCGGACGAUCAGAAGACUUUGGCCUUCCUUUCUUCGUUCAUGGAGCAGAAUCGUGGUUGGAUCAAUGAGAAGAUACUUCAAUACGGAGCGGUUCUUUUCCGUGGCUUUGAUGUUGUGACAGCCAAGGACGUGGAAAGGGCUGUGCUUUCCUUCGAGCCAGACUUGAGCGAUGUCUAUCGUGGGACGUCUCCCAGGCACUCUCAGGGUGGCAGCCGCUUUGUCUUUAGCGCCGCCGAGGUUCCCGUCCACUAUCCCAUUGCCCAGCAUUGCGAGAUGUCGUUUCUCAAAGAGGUGCCUCCCAAGCUCUUCUUCAGUGCCCUUCGCGUCAGCUCUCAACCGGGUGGCGAGACCGCACUGACAGACUUUCGCCAGGUGUACAGAGAUCUGCCAGAUGAUCUGCGCCAGAAGCUCCAGAUGAAGAAACUACGAUACACCCGAACCCACACCAAGGAUGGCAUUUCGUUCACUCAUGAUGUGGCAGCCAUGCUCAGCUGGCCCGAGAUGUUCAGGACUGACAACAAGACGCGAGUGGAGGAACUCUCUGCUUUGGAGGGAAUGCCCGUAAGGUGGGAAGGGCCCAACGAGGACACGUUCGUGAGCGAGUUUGAAACCGAGGCCUUUCAGUUGCACCCCGAGACGGGGGAGCCCGUUUGGUUCAACCAUAUUCAAGUUUUCCACUGGACGUCCUUUACAGCCGAGCUGUUUGGUGCGUUCAGACGGACAGGAGAUAUCCGAUACCUAGGCCGGGCUGUAAUGAUUGGCAUCCACUCGUUGAUCAAGUACGGAAUGAUGGGGCAGAGAAUGGCGCUGCAUGUCAGCUUUGGAGACGGCGAAGUCAUCUCGAUUUCAGAAGCUCACCACAUUCGUAAGGCCGUGCACCAGAACACGGUUUAUAAUCGUUGGCUACGUGGCGACAUUGUAGCCAUUGACAACCUUUCCACUGCGCAUGGACGCAGCCCCACGUACGACUCGGGCCGCAACGUCGUCGUGGCGUGGACGGCACUCGUUCCCAAGAGAGACGCGAUGGCGAAGAUGCAUCUGACAGCCGACAUGGUUUGA
Seminavis robusta is the source of this 1404-nucleotide messenger RNA. NCBI's taxonomy places the organism in Eukaryota, Bacillariophyta, Bacillariophyceae, Naviculales, Naviculaceae. The record is from the annotation of a GenBank genome assembly.